AUGGAUAAAUGUAAACCAGUGGCAGUUCCAAUGAACAACAGUGAGAAGCUGACCAAGGAAGAAAGUCCGAAGAGUAACAAUGAAACUGCUGCGAUGAAAGAUGUGCCGUAUCAAGAAGCCGUUGGGUGUUUGAUGUAUUUGGCACAAAGUACUCGACCAGACAUUCUGUACGCGGUGAACAUGCUGAGUCGAUUCAACAAAAAUCCAGGACAAAAACACUGGAACGGAGUGAAGCAUGUUAUGCGCUAUCUUCGAGGGACUUCUAAUUUUAAAUUGGUUUACAAAAAAAAUGUAGAUUCGAAAAUUAUCGGUUACUGUGAUGCUGAUUGGGGAUCUGAUCCAGAUGAACGAAAAUCCACCACUGGCAACAUCUUUAUGGCGCAAGGAGGAGCAAUUUCAUGGAUGUGCAAGAAGCAACCGACGGUAGCCUUAUCUACGUGUGAGGCUGAAUACAUGUCUGUAUCGGCGGCGGUACAGGAAGCCUCAUGGUGGCGCGGACUUUCUGCGAAACUGGCGAAUGCGGAUGAAGUGAUUGAAAUUCGUUGUGACAAUCAAAGCUGCAUUGCGAUCGCGAAGAAUGGUGGGUAUCAUCCACGAACGAAACACAUUGAUAUUCGUCACCAUUUCAUCAAAGAUGCUCUCAGCCGUGGGAUUGUCACUCUAGAAUAUGUUAGCACGGAGGACCAGAUUGCAGAUGGACUUACUAAACCAUUGCAACGGACUAAAUUCGAGAUUAGUCGCGAGUUAAUGGGUAUCUCUGAGGCUUGA
Anopheles merus is the source of this 768-nucleotide messenger RNA. Its product is annotated as secreted RxLR effector protein 161-like. The record is from RefSeq and is a predicted model, not a curated record. Lineage: Eukaryota; Metazoa; Arthropoda; Insecta; Diptera; Culicidae. Bases 1 to 768 code for a protein of 255 amino acids. The transcript has a single exon.